AUGGCGCGGCGGCGGCGGGGCGGCAGGUGCCGGGGCGGGCGAGGCGGCGGUCCCCCGACGGGGCGGGCGCUGGCGCUGCUGGUGCCGCUGUGGUGGCUGUGGGCGGCGGGCAGCGGCGCGGCGCCGGUGUAUAACCUCAGCCUGGCGGUGGACGAGGGGCUGCCGGCCGAGACGCUGGUGGGGGACAUCCGUGCCGGGCUGCCGGCGGGCGCGGGGCCGCCGGGGGGCUUCCUGCUGUCGGAGGGGAGCGGCGAGUCGGCGGUGCUGGCGGAUUUCCACGUCCAGCCGGAGACCGGCAUCAUCCGCACGGCGCGGCGGCUGGACCGGGAGCGGCGGGCGCGCUACAGCUUCGCGGCGGCCACGCUGCGCGGCGAGGUGGUGCAGGUGGAGAUCGCGGUCACCGACGUGAACGACCACCCGCCGCGCUUCCCCCGGGACUGCCUGCGGCUCAACGUCUCCGAGCUCAGCCCGCCCGGCACCGCCUUCCGCCUCCCCGCCGCCCGCGACCCCGACGCCGGCCGCUUCGGGACGCAGGGCUACGCGCUGCUGGAGGAGGGAGGCGCGACGGCGGAGCCGCCGCUCUUCCAGCUGCGCUACGGGCGGCCGGAGCCGCUGGAGCUGGUGCUGCUGCGGCGGCUGGACCGGGAGCGGGCGGAGACGCACCAGCUGGUGGUGGAGGCGUGGGACGGCGGCAGCCCGCGGCGCAGCGGCCGCCUGCGGGUGUGGGUGCGGGUGCUGGACGAGAACGACAACGCGCCCGCCUUCACCCGCGCCGAAUAUCGGGCGCGGCUGCGGGAGGACGCGCCGCCGGGCACCGUCGUCUGCCGCCUGCGGGCCACCGACCCCGACCUGGGCGCCAACGGGGAGGUGCGCUACGCCAUUAACCGCCGGCAGAGCGACCCCGACGGCUACUUCGCGGUGGAGGAGCGCAGCGGCGUACUGCGCCUCCGCCGCCCGCUGGACCGGGAGGCGCGGGCCCUGCACCGGCUGGUGGUGGAGGCGCGGGACGGCGGCGCCCAGCCCGAGGUCUCCAGCGCCCUCGUCUCCGUGGCCGUGCUGGACGUGAACGACAACCGCCCCGCCAUCCGCCUGCUCUACCUCACCGAGAGCGGCGGCCCGCGGGUCUCCGAGGGGGCGCGCCCCGGCGACUACGUGGCCCGCGUCUCCGUGUCGGAUGCCGACGAGGGCGGCGAGGCGGCGGCGGAGGAGGAUGGUGGCGGGGGCAUCGCGCUGGCCCUGCUGGGGGGCGAAGGCGCCUUCGCGCUGCGGCCGGCCGGCGCCGGCGUCUUCUUCCUCUGCGUGGCGGGUCCGCUGGACCGCGAGAGCCGCGACCUCUACGAGCUGCGGCUGGUGGCCACCGACGGCGGCGCCCCGCCGCUCUCCGCCGAGGAGCCGCUGCUGCUGCGCGUCGCCGACCUCAACGACGAGGCCCCCGCCUUCCCGCAGCCCCACUACCGCGCCGCCGUCUCCGAGGCCGCCUCCCCGGGCACCGCCCUGGACCGGGAGCGGCAGGCGGCGCUGGAGCUGCGCGUGGUGGCGCGGGACGGCGGGCGGCCCCCGCGCGCCGCCGCCUGCCGCCUCAGCGUGCGGGUGGAGGACGCCAACGACAACGAGCCCCGCUUCGAGCGGCAGGUCUACCGGGGGAGCCUGCCCGAGCACGCCCCGCACGGCCGCUGCCCGCUGCAGGUCAAGGCAACAGAUGCAGAUGCUGACCAGUUUGGUGAAAUUGAGUAUUUUCUGUAUGAUGGAUUUCAUUACUAUGAAAAAUCCAAAGCCUUCCAGAUUGACCCACGUACUGGUCAGAUCUGUGUGUCUCAAGACAUUGACAGAGAAGGAGAUCCAGCCACUUAUGAUCUCUUAGUAAAAGCUACAGAUGGGGGUGGGCUGAGCGCCCAAGCUUUUGUUCGCAUCGAGAUAGAAGACAUUAAUGAUAAUCACCCUGUUUUUGAACAAGCCACCUAUGUGACGAGCAUCAGCAGUCACACACAGCCAGGAACAGAGAUCAUCAAUGUUGUUGCCACAGACAGAGAUUCGGGAAUAUAUGGCAUUGUCACAUAUGAACUGGUCCCGGGAGAAUUUUCUUCUCUUUUCACAGUGGAUACAUCCACAGGAAUUAUUUACCUGAUCUCAGCACUUGGCCACCUGGCACGUUCUGCCCUCGUCCUGACUGUUUCUGCGCGGGAUGGGGGUGGCCUUCCCUCUGCCACCAACGCAGCUGUCACAGUCAACAUCCUUCAGAGUGCUUCAGCCCCUGCCAUAUUUGAGAGAUCCCGAUACACUUUUUCAGUUCCCGAAGACGCACCUGAAGACAGCCCAAUUGGCACUGUCAAGGCCAGAGAGCCCCCAAAUUCUUUAGAAGUGGUUUCUUACAGAAUUUCUUCUGGUGAUCCACAUGGAAGAUUCUCUAUUGAUCCCCAGUUUGGUAUCAUCCGCACCAAAAAACAGCUUGACCAUGAAACUCAGUCUGUUGUGGUGCUCACCGUUCAGUCACAGCUGGGUAACUCCCCUGUCUACAGUAGCACCCAGGUCAACAUCUCUGUGAUAGAUAUUAAUGACAACCCUCCGGUAUUUCUUACCCAAUCAGAUAAGGUAACUAUUUCACAUACCCAGCCUCCUGGCACUGCUGUUUACAUUGCUCAUGCAGAAGACAGAGACAGUGGCCUAAAUGGGGCAAUCAAAUAUAGUAUUGCAAGCGAGCAGUCAAAUGCAUUCAGCAUUGAUCCAAGCCUUGGAGUGGUAAAUCUCACCAGGACGGUGUUUGCGGAUAAGCAGCAGGAAUACACUCUACACAUAGCAGCUGAAGACUGUGGAAGUCCUCCCCUGACUUCUUCGCUGAUGUUGACGGUGAUUAUUGAAGAGCAGAAGUUGGGCCCUACUUUGGUUUUUCAAAACUUGGUGUAUCAAGUAGAAAUCAGUGAAGCUACGUCUCCAGGUGCCCAAAUCCUUCAGGUUCAAGCCCACUCACUUGACCCACAUAGCGUUACCUCCAAGCUGAUGUAUUCCUUAGAGCCUAGCACAGAUUCUGUUGCAUUUGGAGUUUGCUCUGUUACUGGCUGGAUUUAUCUUCGGAAACAUUUGAACUACGAAUGUGCACAGAUACUAAGUUUUAGAGUCGUGGUCAGCACCUCUGAGCAUGAGAACCUCAGACAAAAUGCAAGUACAUCAGUAAUAGUUAAUGUCCUGGAUGAAAAUGAUAAUUCUCCCAUGUUUAUGCGCGAGAGCUACUUCUUUGAAAUGGAGGAAAAUCCAAUUCCUAGGGGUGUGGUUGGCACCAUUACAGCUGUUGACAAAGACUCAGGAAGAAACGGACAACUUUCCUAUUUCCUCCUGUCUGAUGGAAAGUAUUUCAAGAUUAAUUCCAACACAGGUGAAAUUAUAAACUGGGUUGCAUUAGACCGUGAAAAACAAGCUCACCACCAGCUGACUGUGCUGGUGACUGACCACGGGUCCCCGCGGCGUAACGCCACAGCAGCCGUGUACAUUGCAGUGAGGGACCUGAACGACAACGAGCCCCUCUUCCCCCAGGCAGCGCCCGGGCAGGAGCUGCGCCUCAAGGUUUUGGAAGGACAGCCACCAGGAACACUUAUUACCACCGUCUUUGCAAAAGACUCUGAUUCUGGAAACAACAGUGUUGUAUUAUAUUCAAUAGAAUCAGAAGAGGACACAGGAUACUUCCAGAUUGAUGCUGUCAGCGGGGAGUUAAGAACAACCCAGUCUCUGUCACAUGCUGAGAGAUCAGACUACAGAAUGAUGGUCACAGCCAGGGACCAGGGGAUGCCUUCACUUCAAGGACAUACUGCUGUUUACAUCCAGGUAAUCCCACUUCCCAGUGGAGGAUCUGUCUUCUCUCAAGAUUUCAAGCACUUUGUAGUACUUGAAAAUAGUAAACCUGCACAAGUGUUGAAUUCUCUGAAGUGGCCUGAUAAUCAUCUAACAACUAACAGGAAACUGCAUUUCAGUAUCGCUAAAGAAGAUGAUGAUGUUCAUUUUGAAAUAGAUAGCUUCACAGGAGACCUUUUUCUUUCCAAGGAACUUGACUAUGAAACAGCUUCGCACUUCCUUUUGCAAGUUAUUAUAAAGGAUUAUAAUAAUAAUCCUCCACAGAAUAACACUGUCUUCCUAAGUAUCGAUGUGGAAGAUCAGAAUGAUCAUUCUCCGUAUUUUCAAGAUGACUUUGUAGUGAUUGGUAUAGAGGAAAAUGUACCUGUUGGCACUCUGGUUUACACAUUCAAUGCAAAAGAUGGAGAUGGCAGUUUUCUGAACAGCAAAAUACAAUAUUCCCUAGAAAUGAGUAACGUGGAUGAAAAUCCAUUUCUUAUUCACCCUUCAUAUGGCACCUUGACCACAGCUUUUCCACUAGACAGGGAGAUUACUCACUCUGUGAUCCUUACAGUGUCUGCAGCAGACCAGGCAAUAAAUCUGACUGAUCGCAGGCUUGAUUCCCUGGCUGUGAAAAUUGUUGUUCUAGAUAUCAAUGACAACAGUCCCAGUUUUACAUCUUCAUCUCUUUCCUAUGUCGUGGAGGAUGUGGAGGUGGGAUUCUUUGUGCACCGCAUAAUUGCAAAGGAUCCUGAUGAGGGAAGAAAUGGAGAAGUUACAUAUCACAUUCUUUCAGGCAAUGAAAACAAAGCAUUUGUAUUGGAUAAAAUCACAGGACUCUUAACUACAGCCCAGCUUCUGGACCGUGAGAUUCAGGAUCGCUACAGUUUGACAGUCGUAGCUCUUGAUGAUGGCAGCCCAGCUCUCUCUGCCACGCAGGUUCUAACCAUCAUUGUUCUUGAUGUGAAUGAUGAGACACCAAUAUUUCUGAAGCAACUCUAUGAGACUGCAGUUCGUGAAAACCAAGAUCCAGGGGAAUUUGUUGUUAAGGUGGAAGCUGUGGACAGAGAUGCAGGACUGAAUUCCUUGCUUCGGUAUGAAAUCUUACCAGGAACUGGUUAUGAGAAAUUCAAGAUGAACCUGGACAGUGGAGAGCUCAUAACAACUGCAUCACUGGACAGGGAAACCGAGGAGGUUUUCAGUAUUAAAGUUUUGGUUCGAGACAGUGGAACCCCAUCACUGUCGAGCACAGUGACAGUUAUCUGCACAGUGCUGGAUGAAAAUGAUCACUCUCCCACGUUUCUUCUUCCCACCUCUGAGAUCCAUAUCCCAGAGAACCAACAGCCUUCUGUCAUUUAUGUUACCCGGGCUAUCGAUAUGGAUGCUGGCAAUAAUGGAGCUCUAAGAUACAAAAUAAUUGGUGGAAAUGUUGGCGGAUACUUCACACUGAAUAACACUUCAGGAAAACUGCUGGUCACUCGUAGCUUAGAUAGAGAAGAUGUCAGCAAUUUCACUCUUGUAAUUGAGUGCCGUGACCUAGGCAGUCCCUCAAGAAGCUCCACUGCACAGCUCUAUCUAACAGUCUUGGAUGAAAAUGACCACAACCCAUUGUUUGCAAAGACCCAGUAUCAAAUCUCUGUGAGAGAAGACCUAGAGGAAGGCUCAGCCAUCCUGGACCUCUUUGCUUCUGACAAAGACGAUGGCCUGAAUGGUGAAGUUACGUAUUCCCUCAUUGAUGACACCUUCGGAGCGUUUGCUAUUGACAGUGUAACAGGAUCUAUAGUUACUACAAAGGCACUGGACCGGGAGACCAAAUCCCAGUAUACGUUUAGGGCUGUGGCAAGUGACUGUAGCACCCAUUUGCCGAGAAGCACCACUGUCAGUGUCGUGGUGCACAUUGAUGAUGUCAAUGACAAUGAUCCUGUUUUUUUUCAGAAUCCUAUCAGGGCCUUUGUGCCUGCUGAAACCCGUGUGAAUGAGACCAUAGCCACUGUGAAAGCAGAGGACAUGGAUCUGGGACCAAAUGGAGCUGUUGUUUUUAGUUUUAUGAUAGUGGAAACUGUAUUUCAGAUCGACACGAAGACAGGUGACAUCAUUCUUCAGGAGCCCUUGGCUUCCAAGGACUUCAGUACCCAGCUGCUAGUGAUGGCUUCAGAUCAAGGUAUCUCACCUCGAACAGCCACAGCCAUGGUCAUUAUCUUUACAGAAGAACAAAAGGAGGAGAUUUCAUUCAGCCGUAGCCUGUAUGAAGCAAGUGUGCCUGAGAACAGUGCAGCAGGUACAUCACUUCUAACAGUAGAAGCUUAUGAACACGAACUUACAGGAGAAAACAUAAAAUACAGCAUCUUCAGUGACAAGGAAAACAUAUUCUACAUACACCCCACUACAGGUGUAAUCACAGUAAAAAAGCCAAAGUCUCUUGAUUAUGAAGUUAAGAAUAAAAUACAUCUUUCAGUUUUGGCUGAAAAUAGCUUGAAUUCAGCACUCUGUGGAGUGACAGUUUUGAUUCAAGAUGUGAAUGACAAUGUACCUAAAUUUGAGCAAAGCUAUUACAAAGUAUCAGUAUGGGAAGGCGAAAGUCCUAAAACAGACAUUUUACAGGUAUUUGCAACUGACCUUGACAGUGGGCUGAACGGAGAAACUGAAUACUCAAUUUUAUCUGGUAAUGAAAAUGCAACAUUUCUAAUUGAUUCAGCACGAGGGAUUUUAGCAACUAAUACAGUCCUAGAUCAUGAAAACACUUCAUCUUACAGGCUGGUUGUACAAGCUGCUGAUAAAGGAAACCCCAGACUUUCUGCUACAAGUAUUGUGAGGAUACAGGUGGUAGAUGUUAACGACAAUGCUCCAGUUGUCCAACCACUAGGUGAAGUGGAGGUCCCAGAAAAUGCCCUGCCUGGUUUUAUAGUGACUCAGGUGUCAGCAAGUGAUGCGGACUCCAGGCCAGCACUUCAGUUUGGUUUUAUUUAUGAUGAUAGUCCUGGAAUGAAAUUCGCCAUUGAUCAACACACCGGUGUAGUCACAGUGGUGGAACCGUUAGAUUUUGAAGAAACUGUUGUGUAUAAGCUAAGAAUCAUCGUUUCAGAUUCUGUACACCAAACAGAAGCAGAACUUACCAUCCUUGUUUUGGACGUCAAUGAUAACCCACCAGUGUUUACUCAGGAUUCGUAUCAGGUGAACUUGCCAGAGCUCAUUUCUAUGGAUGCCAUUGUUCUGACAGUCUCUGCUGUGGACAGGGAUUCGAACCAUAAUGGAAUGAUUUCCUACAAAAUCCUCUCUUCCUCCGAGGGAUUUUCCAUUGAUCACAAGAAUGGUUCGGUGUUUACUACAGGACCAGUGACACAGCUGGAAAAGAUUUCCAUUAUUCAGCUCCUGAUAGAAGCCAUGGAUGGUGGCAGUCCCGCUCUGAGUGCAGUUACCUCCGUAGAGGUGCAUGUAGAAGAUGUAAAUAACUAUGCCCCUCAGUUCACAAGAGUUCUGUACAAUCUUAGUGUGAGUGAAGAUGCCUCUGUUGGAGAAAGUAUCCUCAUGUUUUCAGCCAUCGACUAUGAUUGGACACAUGAAAACACAUAUGUUGAAUACUCUAUUAUUGAUGGCAAUGCUGAGAAUUUAUUCUCUGUGGAAACAAGUGUCGUGGAGUCAGAAACAUCCUACAAACUUGUUGGCAGUCUUGUUUUGAGCAAUGUUCUCGACAGGGAAAAGGCUUCUUCUCACCGUUUGGUUCUCCUCGCCUCUGAUCAUGGAACACCUUCCUUGAAUUCAACUGCUACUGUGCUAAUAACUGUGCUGGAUGUUAAUGAUAAUUCUCCAGUAUUUAGCAGCCCAGAGUACCAUAUUCACAUCAAAGAAAGCAUCCCUGUAGGCAGCCAUGUCACCGAAGUUUCAGCAAAUGACCAUGAUGCAGGCACUAACGCAGAGAUCACUUAUGCUAUCAUCUCUGGAAAUGACAGGGGACAUUUUCACUUGGAUGGGAAAACAGGAUCAGUGGAUUUGAUGAAAACGCUAGAUUAUGAGGAUACCAUGAAAUUCACUUUGGUCAUCCAAGCCACAGAUGGAGGAACUGAUGAAAAAAAUGUGGCUUUUUCUGUUGUUCUUGUUAACGUCCUAGAUGACAACGAUUAUGCUCCCCUGUUUUUGUUUCCCAGCCUGAGCUGCAUUGUCAGUGAAAAUCUUCCUACCUUUUCUUUUGUGUGCUCUGUUAAUGCACUGGAUUUUGAUAAAGGCCCCUAUGGACACCUUACCUACUCCAUCCAGUCUUCAUGUUUGGCUCAUCGUGAAGCUCCUAGAGACCAUGACAUGUUCUUCAUUGAUCCUUUGACAGGAGAUAUUCAUACAAAGCAGAUGUUUGACUAUGAAAGUCAGAAUAGGUACUGUCUCAUAAUCCAAGCAAAAGACAAAGGUGACUCACUGGCCACUGUUACAGUUCAGGUAGAUAUUGAGGGGAGAGACGAAUUUGACCCAAUUUUUACACAAGAUCGGUAUUUCUUUAAUCUCCCUGAGAAGAACGAAGCAGGCCAGUUGCUUGGCAGAGUGACAGCAUCAGACAGUGAUGGUGGACUGGAUGGAGUCGUUCAUUACUCCCUGCUAAAAACUUCUCCAUUCUUUUCUGUGAAUCAAACCAGUGGUAAUAUUUAUUUGACUCGGACUGUUCACAGAAUGAAAAAUGGCAGCAAAAGGAGUGAUGACACUCUGGAAUUGUUGAUACGAGCUCAUAGCCCCAAAAUUGAGUCAAAGUUCACGGUAUGCACUGUUUUGGUAAAUGUUUCCGAUUCUCCUGAGAGUUAUCCCAUAGUGUCAGCACACAGCCUGACCAUUAGCGUUUCCAUCUCCUCCAUAGUGUUCCUACUGCUUGCGGUCAGCCUUAUUGCACUUAUUCUGAGCCAGAAGAGGAAAGAGCUGAUGAACUCUUGUGUGAGAAAAGAAGCAGUAUCCUCCUCAGCUACUGAUGUGAAUUCAUCCAGCGAAGACAAGGGCUGCCAGAAAAUCCAAAGUACUGAGAGCAGUAUGCUUCCCAUGGGUGCCAUAGCAGAAUGGCUGAGCCUAGCAGGAAUCAGAGAGGGGAAGGAUGACGGUGUCCCCUGCAGGCAUUCAGACUCCAGUGGCCACAGUUCUGCUGAAGGAGAAACUGCAGAGGACGAGGAAAUCAAAAGGAUCAAUGAGCAUCCUUGCAGAAAGAGUGCUGGCUCAGCGCUGAGCGAGUGUGGCUCACGGGUGCCAGAUUCGGGCAUCCCAAGGGAGUCUGAUCGGCUCUCCUGUCAGUCUGGAGAAACAGAUGUUGUGACUACCAUGCAAAGCAUGGAGAGCAUACAGGCCAUUAAAGGAGAAGGUAGAGAAGCCUGUGACACAGCCUACUCACAUAAAACGUUGUCUCAAGCACUAAAAAAAAUUGGAAUAAAAGAGAAAGACAUAAUGACAGACCUCACAAGAGAAUACAUCUUCGUGUCAGAUAGGCAGGACUCUGGGUAUGAUUCACUUGCGACUCUUGGCACCUCUGAUGAGGAUCCCCGAAGUGGUUAUAACUGGGAUUAUGUGCUCAGCUGGGAACCCAGAUUUCAAUCUCUUGCCUCAGUGUUUAAUGAUAUUGCAAAACUGAAAGAUGAAAACAUACACAUUCAUAGCUUCCCUAAUGAGAGGAAAUCUCUUGUUUUCCCUCCUCCCUUGAUAACUUCGGUAGCUCAGCCUGGCAUAAGGACAGUGCCACCACGAAUGCCCAACAUAACAUCAGGGCAAACAUUUAAAAAACACCCUCGUUCUCCCCUUAUUCAUAAUCUCAGAUACCCUCCACCAACCAUGACCCCUAGUUUUUCUCCUUCUCUCUCUUUACUUACAGCGCAGACACCUACAGCUUCUCCAGUAAUGUCUGAUGGGAAAAUGAUAGGAACAUGUCUUAUUGAUCCAAGCCACGAACUUGCAACAGAGGAAGAAAUACAAGUCUAGGUUAUUAACUGACAAUAGUUUAUGGUAAAAAAUAGGGCUUAAAAUGUAUUUUGUUAUUGUUUAACAAGCAAAAUAUUCCUGUCAGAGCUAUAUCACCAAUAUUCUUUCUGUUUUCAUUAGCUGGAAAAAUUAAAAUAUCUAAUAGCCACAAACUUGGUAACUAUCUGGAUUGUUCUUCCUAGAAUACACCGUGAGGCCAUGUUGUUGGGAGCUGUGGAUUCCUGUGUAAAUUACACAGCCAGGUGCCUGAUAACCAGCUUUAUCAAUUCCACUGUUUUUCUCAUAAAAUAUGUCACUAACAAAUAAAUGGUAGCAAUUCUUUACUGUGGAAAAACAUUAUUAGCAUGCUGGUGUGUUCUUACCGCUUCUGUGGUGGUAUUAGAAGAGGGUACUAGAGGGACCUAUAGAUAUGGCAAGAUUGGGGAUGGGCAAAGGAUAAAGCAAGGAUUCCUGUUGAGCUCUUUCUUGAGUGUUUGCCCAGACUUUGCACACCUCAGCCUCCGGGUCUCAGCAACCUGUUGGGCCUGCUGCAGUUCUGGCAUCUGCUAUUAGCUGUCUUUGUGCUGCAGAAUCCCACUUAGCAGUUUCUGUGCGCCUUUCAUUUAUCUCCUGGUGUAAAGCCAGUGAGUCAUGAUUAUCAUAUUAUUAUGAAUAAUAAUGGAUCACCCUUGGAAAACAGAAUAACCAGUGAUAAGAUAAAAGCAACCAUCUUCUCUCUUACUAGAUCUAAAGUAGAUACUUGUUGUCCUUCUGUCCUAUUACAGAAGCUGUCCUGGUCCCCAGACAGCUGUAGGAACAGACGGUGUCACAGUUCUGAAGGGCUUGUAUGCCUCCACCCCGGUCUUUGAUCCUGUGCUGGGCAUAUUUCUGCAAGACCAGAUAAUCUGGCCUUGUUUGUUGUAUGUAUCAUACAUACGGCAUUUUGUGUAUGUAUGUGUAUACAGAUACACAC
Messenger RNA from Calidris pugnax (ruff), 10705 nucleotides. It is a transcript of the gene DCHS2, whose product is annotated as dachsous cadherin-related 2. Gene Ontology annotation, cellular component: cell-cell junction; plasma membrane. The transcript has 21 exons. The record is from RefSeq and is a predicted model, not a curated record. Gene Ontology annotation, biological process: homophilic cell-cell adhesion. NCBI's taxonomy places the organism in Eukaryota, Metazoa, Chordata, Aves, Charadriiformes, Scolopacidae. Gene Ontology annotation, molecular function: calcium ion binding. The coding region runs from base 1 to 9753 and encodes 3250 amino acids.